AAGGUGCUGAGACUACAAGAGAUGGAGACGGCCUCCAACACCACCUACCUGGACAGUGGCGACCACUCUCUCCCGGACCUCCACCAGUGGACGGUGUGUAUGAGGGUACGACUGCUACACCUGGCGCGCCUCAACACCCUGCUCAGCUACACCGCGGGAAGCCACUACCAGGAGAUCAUGCUGGGUAUAGACUGGCCACAGUCAGAGCUCCGGCUGGAGUGCUGCAGUUACACCGGCUUCAUGAAGGUGAAGGUGCCCCUCCGGCUUUACUUCUGGCAUCACCUGUGUGUCUCAGCUGACAUGACCACCGACCCCCAAUACAUGAUCUUCGAUACUGUGGUACACAAGGCCUCGCUGCGCCGUCCGGGGAUCACUCAAGAGAGGACGCAGAAGGUGAGGGGAGGCGGGCGGUUCCUGCUGGGACAGAACUAUAACCCAGAAGGUAUUUACACUUUCAGUGAGGCUCUUCACGGCGAUCUGGCAGACUUCAGGUUCUAUAAUGUUGCUCUGCCUCUUGAGCACUUGCAAGAAUUUGUCGCUUGCAACUCCAGCAUCGAACUGCAUUCACCACUUUAUGCAUUCGAUACAAAUAUGACAAAUUUAGACUUAAUAGGUGAUAUUAAGAUUCAUAAUAUUAGCCUGGGUGACAUCUGUUCUUCGUCUCCGGAUACAUCCAUGAUCGUUCCCGAGAGAGUAGACUUUGACCGAGCAGUGACUAUGUGUAGCUUCUUCUCUGGGGGUAUCGUCGUCCCCCGUAACAAACAAGAGAACGAGGCUAUCUAUGACAAAUUUGAAGACUUCAACAACCAUUGCGCAGAUAGUUGGGGAACGGCGUUUUGGUUCGGCUUGAGGGCAAACCUGACCAGCACAUGGUGGACAAAGUUAUCGGAUGGAGAACCAUUAGGAUGGCACCAAUUUGCUGCAGCUUGGGCCAACCCUACGGACGAGUACCAGUGUGUGGCUGUGGCUAGUAUCUUCUUUAAGUAUGUGUGGUCUGCAUCGCCCUGUGACAUCCGCCAGUGUCCAAUAUGUAACGUCACGGAAACUCACACACUCCAUUUGCGAGGACUGUGUAAACUGUCAAAGUUUGACCGAUUUUACAUACCACACGACUACUACAACAUGAAGCCAAUAUUUGAAGGCAUCUUCUUGAGCAGAAUCAUUUGGGAGAAUGAUACAUGGGUGAUAAAGAGCCGCCUGGAGAAGGCGGUGAAAGCGCAGAUGGUUAUGAAGAAGCCCGAGGAUUACCCCUUCGGCCUCAACACCUGGCACGUGCGAGGCGACACCUGUGCUCAAGAGGAGGUCGAACUUCUGUUGACAUCGUGUGACAAGAGUGACUUCACCUGCAGUGACGGCUCGUGCGUCAACAAGAGCAAGCGCUGCGACUAUAAAGUUGACUGUCCUGACCAUACUGACGAGCUCAACUGCGAGGUCAUCUCCUUCCCUGAAGGGUACUCUUCACAACUAGCUCCUCCUGCCCUAGAGUCACCGCUAUUGUCACUCAACAUCACCCUUGAUAUCACAUCGGUCAGGAAGUUUGACUUGUCUGGAUUUAGCUUCGCUGUUGACAUAAUACAAAGUAUCAAAUGGCAGGAUACGAGGCUCAUCUUACGAAAUCUCCGCACAGGAGAUUUCGUAAACAAAGCGAAGGUGAACGAGACGAUGUGGAAGCCUGAUAUUUUAGUGAGCGACGGCUCGAACAGCCCGACAGACGUGCAGCUGCGCCUGGUGAAGAUGCUGGUGAAACGUGAUUCUCGUCCACUUCCCGAUGACGACACCAACUACUCUGAAGACGAGCUGUACAGCGGGUCGGGGAGCGCGGUGCAGCUGGUGCAGCAGUACACAGUGUCAGCCACCUGUCAGUUCCUGCUGCACGCCUACCCGUUCGACUCCCAGAUGUGCUUCCUGGUCUUCUCCAUUUCUGACCAGUCCGAAGGCAACAUUCUUCUACUGCAGGAGGAGGUGGUUUUCAGCGGAGAGAGGCGGCUCCUGGAGUACCGGCUGGUGAACGAGACGUUUGUGAGCCGGGACAACGCGACAGCGUCCGUGCAGGUACGCCUCAGGUUCCAGAACCAGUACGGCUACUACAUAGGCAACGCUAUCAUACCCAGCCUCCUCAUGGUCGCCAUCUGUUACCUCACCUUUUUCUUCGACAUGGAGGACUUUACGGAUCGCAUCAUGGUGUCGUUGACGUCGCUGUUGGUUUUGGCUGCCCUCUUCACCCAGACCAGCCAGUCCAUCCCCAAGACUGCGUAUCUUAAGCUCAUAGACAUUUGGUACGUGUCUCUUAUCAUCACGGACUUCCUCAUUGUCGUCACUCUAGUGGUCAUCGAGAACCAGCGCUUGAAAGAUAACUUCCGGGGAGACUUUUCCAUUGGUGACUUUAAGAAGACCAUGAAGGUUUCACCGGCCGGGGUUGGUCGUGUCCCUGCAGGACGCCACCUGGGGAAUGGUGUGUUUAUUCCCCACAAGAAAGUGUUCAGUACAGCUGAAAAGUUCAAUACGGCGUCACAGGUGUUGUUUCCCGUGCUGACAUGUGCCGGAUGUUUUGGGUGGAUUUUCCUGCACCUGCAUCGGGCCUCCAGCGAUCACUGA
This is a messenger RNA of Procambarus clarkii (red swamp crayfish), 2595 nucleotides long. RefSeq lists its product as uncharacterized. NCBI's taxonomy places the organism in Eukaryota, Metazoa, Arthropoda, Malacostraca, Decapoda, Cambaridae. The record is from RefSeq and is a predicted model, not a curated record. Gene Ontology annotation, biological process: nervous system process; monoatomic ion transmembrane transport; signal transduction. Gene Ontology annotation, cellular component: plasma membrane; neuron projection; synapse. Gene Ontology annotation, molecular function: neurotransmitter receptor activity; extracellular ligand-gated monoatomic ion channel activity; protein binding.